GAGUGACUUGGACGCGGACGGGAACUCGAAUUCGGUGCUGGUGCCCGUGCUGUGCCUGUGCUGCCAGUUCAACCAACACCCUCCGCCACUCGUGAGUCCGCGCGACGCCAGGGCCGCCAGGGCGACGCGAGGCAACGCCGGACAACGCCAGGUCGCACUAGGGUUGCAGCAUGGACGCCGAGGAAUACCGCAGGAAAGGCAAGGAGAUGGUGGACUACAUCGCCGACUACCUGGAGAACAUCCGCAGCCGGAGGGUGUACCCGAACGUCAAGCCCGGCUACCUGCACAACCUGGUGCCCGAGAGCGCGCCCUUGGACCCGGAGCCCUGGGAGGACAUCUUCAGCGACGUGGAGCGGGUGGUCAUGCCGGGGGUGACCCACUGGCAGAGUCCGCACAUGCACGCCUACUUCCCGGCGCUCAACUCGUACCCCUCCCUCUUGGGGGACAUGCUGGCCGACGCCAUCAACUGCAUUGGCUUCACCUGGGCGUCCAGCCCCGCGGCCACCGAGCUGGAGACCGUGGUGAUGAAUUGGCUCGGCAGGAUGGUGGGGCUGCCCGACGAGUUCCUGCACCUGCGCAGCGACAGCCCCGGCGGGGGCGUCAUCCAGACGACAGCCAGUGAGUCCACGUUCAUCUGCCUGCUGGCGGGCCGCACCGAGGCCAUCAGGCGCUACAAGGAGCGCUGCCCUGAGCUGGAGGACGCCGAGAUCAACAGCAGGCUGGUGGCGUACACGUCGGACCAGGCGCACUCCUCCGUGGAGAAGGCGGGGCUCAUCGGGCUGGUGCAGAUGCGCUACAUCGAGAGCGACGACCAGCUCAGCCUGCGCGGCGACCGCCUCCGCGAGGCGCUGCGCAAGGACCGCGCCAACGGACUCAUCCCUUUCUUCCUGUGCGUCACCCUGGGCACCACCGGAGCGUGCGCCUUCGACAACCUGAUGGAGCUCGGACCCAUUUGCAAGGAGGAGCGCCUCUGGCUGCACGUGGACGCGGCCUACGCGGGCACGGCCUUCAUCUGCCCGGAGUUCCGCGGCUGGCUGGCGGGCAUCCAGUUCGCCGACUCCAUCGCCUUCAACCCCAGCAAGUGGAUGAUGGUGCACUUCGACUGCACGGCCAUGUGGGUGAAGAACAGCAACGCCCUGCACCGGACGUUCAACGUGGAGCCCCUGUACCUGCAGCACGAGAACUCGGGCCUCGCCAUCGACUACAUGCACUGGCAGAUCCCGCUGAGCAAGCGCUUCCGCGCCCUCAAGCUGUGGUUUGUCAUCCGGAAGUACGGCAUCAAGGGGCUGCAGAAGCACAUCCGGGAGGGCGUCCGCAUGGCGCAGAAGUUCGAGGCGCUGGUGCUGUCCGACCCCCGCUUCGAGAUCCCCGCCAAGCGGCACCUAGGCAUGGUCGUCUUCAGGCUGGUGGGCGACAACGAGCUCACCGAGCGCCUGCUCAAGAGGAUCAACUCCAACGGCGCGCUGCACUGCGUGCCCGCCUCCCUCAAGGGCCAGUACGUGAUCCGCUUCACCGUGACGUCGGCGCGCACCACCACCGAGGACAUCACCAAGGACUGGGCCGAGAUCCGCAGCACGGCCAGCACCAUCAUCCACGAGUACCACGCGGCCAACGCGCAGGUGCCGACCACCAGGGCGAGGGCCAGGGUGCCGCUGGCCGAGACCCGCGCCCGGAACGAGCUCUUCGGCUCCAGCCUGCUGCUCGCCAACUCGCCCAUGUCGCCCAAGAUCGUCAACGGCAGCUUCGCCGCCAUGUUCGACAUGGACACGGACAUGGUGACCGAGUGCGGCUUCAACUUCGCCCACCUGCGGCUCGGGCACAAGAACAGCCCAGCCAUGCGGCGCCGCAUUCGCGGCAUGCUGCUGUCGGGCCGCCAGUUCUCGCUGGACUCCCGGAUCGACCUGGUGCAGGGCACGGUGCAGGGCGUGCUGGCCGAGGAGAAGGAGCGCCGCGCGCAGGGCAAGCAGGCCGAGUUGCCGCUCAUGCGCGAGGACUCGGUGGAGGCGGGCGGCGCGAGCGCCGAGCACGGCCACGACGCGCAGAACUCGCACCACGCCGGGCAAAACCGCUCCCGCUCCGUGGAUCGCCCAGCUGAUGUGGACGAGGACGUCCCCGACGAGAAGCCUGCUCCGCCCACAGCAAAAGCUCAAGCUCCUGCAGCCGCCCCGGCUGCCCAGUAAAUAAACUAUUUAAAAGAAUAAAGGGUCUAAGCAUUUUAUCUAAUCUAAUGUAAAAAGGGAAUGCCAAAAGAAAUGCAGCUUCCUUGAUGUAGGCAAUCAAUCCGAAAACACAAAGUUCCUUUUCAUAAAAUGUGACAUGCGUUAGCUAUAAAAAGUAACAAGCGCGCAAAAUGUAGUCCAUGGGAUCAUUGCGCUUGUCACAAAGUUUUAUUGUUUAGAUUUUGCUAAAACAAAUAUAAGACAUUUACGUUACACCGUAUGUGUCUGCUGUUUGAUUGGCGUUCUUUUGUUCUACAAAUUUAAACAACAUGCUUCUUUUACUUCUGCAUGAUUUUUAGUUUGGAAAGUGUUAGAUGUUCUGUUCUCAUAUUAAAAUCAAAUGUUGACAGUUUUGUUUGAAACAAAUAAUAGAAGUAACAAUAAUUAUAGUCGGUUGAUUCUUUUCAAACACCCAAGUGUGUUUCCCUUUUCUUAUAACUAGGAUCAGAUGAAGAGGUACUCUUCAAGGGAAGGGAGCUACAGUAUCUUCUGUAGUGUCUCACUCCAUCAAGCAUUUCAUUAUGUUCCGGGUAAGACAAUUCUCCUGUCUAUUUUUGGUGAUGCACUGUCAUCAGCAAGCUACUACAGUAGAUCUUGGAUGUUAAUUAAAAAAUGAUAUAGGAAAACAGUAACAAACAAUGAUAAAACAAUUAAAUUAAAACAUGUUUAUUUGAUUUUUUCUGGUUGUUAAUUACAGCAAAGUUGCGGAAUAUAAGACUGGACUAAUGAAAUAGCACAAAUGGCAACACCUAGAGCAGGAAAUAGGAGCUCAUUCAACAAGGUUUAUAACUAGCAUCACAUGAUUUAGCAGAAACGUCUCUGAACACCUGUAUUUUACCUGUCAGAAACUCCAGCAAAUAAUGAAGAUUAUGAUUGAUUCAAAAUAAAACUUACUACAGUAACUA
Molecule: messenger RNA, 3124 nt
Organism: Thrips palmi
Lineage: Eukaryota; Metazoa; Arthropoda; Insecta; Thysanoptera; Thripidae
Gene: Hdc
Product: histidine decarboxylase
Exons: 14
Coding region: 171-2180 (669 amino acids)
Biological process (GO): L-histidine catabolic process; histamine biosynthetic process
Molecular function (GO): pyridoxal phosphate binding; histidine decarboxylase activity
Source: RefSeq, a predicted model, not a curated record